AUGAAAAUAUCAUUCAUACAUCUUUCUUUCAUCACCGUCUUGGUGGUACUUCUUACUGGUUCUAACUAUAUUACUCAAAUAUAUGGCCAAUGUUUGGGUGAUCAAAAAGCCUCAUUAAUUAAAUUCAAGAAUAACCUCACGUUCGACUCUUCUUUGUCAACCAAACUAGUCAAGUGGGAUCAAAACGCUGACUGUUGCCUGUGGCCAGGUGUAAGUUGUGAUGAGGAAGGUCAUGUGCUUGUUCUGGAGUUGGACGAGGAAGCCAUUUCUCACGGAAUUGAUAACUCAAGCAGUCUCUUCAAUCUUCAACAUCUUGAGAAGCUGAAUAUGGCUAAUAAUACGUUAGAAUCUAUUCAAAUACCAACAGAAAUUUAUAAGCUCAAAAACUUGACAUACUUGGAUCUAUCCUUUGCUGGUUUUGAUGGGGAAAUUCCAAUUGAGUUGUCAAGAUUAACACAUUUGGUGUUUCUUGACCUUUCUUCUUAUAAUUCCGACGAAUUAUCCGACGAAUUACCAUUUUCUCAUCCUUUCUUAGAGCUUGGGAGCACAGAUUUGAAGACACUGGUCGGAAACCUAGCAAAUCUUAGAGAACUUUAUCUUGAUGGAGUGAACAUUUCAUCGAAGGGGAGUGAGUGGUGUGUAGAGAAAUAUAGCAGAAGAAAGGUAAAUCGGGAAGACCUUCUGCUAGCCCAAGAUCGUUAA
Lycium ferocissimum is the source of this 702-nucleotide messenger RNA. RefSeq names its product receptor-like protein 7. Lineage: Eukaryota; Viridiplantae; Streptophyta; Magnoliopsida; Solanales; Solanaceae. The transcript has a single exon. The coding region runs from base 1 to 702 and encodes 233 amino acids. The record is from RefSeq and is a predicted model, not a curated record.